UAUGCGUUGGGAGUCUCGCGAGAGUUCGAGGGAGACUGAUGACGUAACGUGGCGGGUGGUUUGUAAACAGCAAACAUCUCGAGCGUGAGGAAAGUGGUGAAAAUUUGUGGAUUUUCAUGAGUCUCUCGGACGAUUACCUUUUCUUCAAAGUAGAAAAUGUGCACAUUUCAGAUCUGUAUGACUGGUCGGACCCCAAACAGAAGGGGAAGUACAGCCGACCCAAGCUGAAGCGGCGUGAGAGCGCGCCGUCAGGCUCGCUGGUUCACAUCAACGAGGAGAAGAUCGCUCUGUUCCGACACGGGGAGACGGUGUACGCCAUACAGGAGAGAUGUCCACAUAUGGGUGGACCCCUGCAUCUUGGUGACAUUGAGGAGCUUCCAGACAAGACUCUGUGUGUGCGAUGUCCCUGGCACAGCUGGAGAUUUAGCCUGGACACAGGUCAUGCAGUGCUUCCAAAAAAAGACAAGGUUGCCAUCACGUUUCCUGUGAAGGUGGAUACAGAGGGUAACAUCUCCCUGGGAUUCCUGGAGUUCGCCAGCGACUACUUCUCUGGAAGCGGAGAAUUCUGAGGACAAGAUGAAGGAGAAAAACAGAACACUACGAGACCCAAUCUCAUGUCAAAAUCCAUCACUCUCUCCUGGAAUGAUAGCUGUCACCCUCGGGUGGGCAGCUAAAGGAGAGUUUUUUUCUCAAUAAACCUCCUCCUUAUUAAACCUCAUAGAGAUGCAGGGCUCAAAAUUCAUUUUUGGGAAUAGGUGCACUGGUGCACCCAACCU
Branchiostoma belcheri (Belcher's lancelet) is the source of this 776-nucleotide messenger RNA. RefSeq names its product 3-phenylpropionate/cinnamic acid dioxygenase ferredoxin subunit-like. The record is from RefSeq and is a predicted model, not a curated record. Lineage: Eukaryota; Metazoa; Chordata; Leptocardii; Amphioxiformes; Branchiostomatidae. Bases 117 to 569 code for a protein of 150 amino acids. The transcript has 4 exons. Gene Ontology annotation, molecular function: 2 iron, 2 sulfur cluster binding.